CCGAGGGGUGGUAAAAAGGAGAAGGGUAUUGGGCCUGGAGGGAGUGCUGAGGGUUGUGGGCGGCUAGGCUGCUCUCCUGGGCGGUGUCCGGGGAGCUGCUGGCCGAGUCGCCCUGGGUUUCCGCCACCCUCUUGGAGGUGUCCGAACGCGUGGGGUCCACUAGUGAGACCCUUAGGCCGGCACCAUGGGCUGCUGCUUCUCUAAGAGACGGAAGAGUGAGAAGGAGGCGAAGACUGAGGGAGAGGAGCAGCCAAAGCUGUACAGCUGGGAUCAGCGGGAGAAGGUUGAUCCAAAAGACUACAUGUUCAGUGGAUUGAAGGAUGAAACAGUAGGUCGCUUACCUGGAAAAGUGGCAGGACAACAAUUUGUCAUUCAAGACUGUGAGAACUGUAACAUCUAUAUUUUUGAUCACUCAGCUACCAUUACCAUUGAUGACUGCACCAACUGCAUACUUUUUUUGGGACCAGUGAAAGGCAGUGUGUUUUUCCGAAAUUGUAGAGAUUGCAAGUGUACAUUAGCUUGCCAGCAGUUUCGUGUGAGGGACUGUAGAAAGUUGGAAGUCUUUCUGUGCUGUGCCACUCAACCCAUUAUUGAAUCUUCCACAAAUAUCAAGUUUGGGUGUUUUCAGUGGUACUACCCUGAAUUAGCAGCCCAAUUCAAAGAUGCAGGGCUCAGUAUCUUCAAUAACAUAUGGAGUCACGUUCAUGAUUUUACACCUGUGUCAGGAGAGCUCAACUGGAGCAUUCUUCCAGAAAGUGCUGUGGUUCAAGACUAUGUUCCUAUUCCAACUGCUGAAGAAUUCAAAGCUGUACGAAUUUCCACCGAAGCCAAUAGAAGCAUUGUUCCCGUAUCCCGGGGUCAGAGACAGAAGAGCAGUGAUGAGUCUUGCCUAGUGGUAUUAUUUGCCGAUGAUUAUGCAACAGCAAAUGCCAGGAAACUAAUUGAUGAGAUGGUUGGUAAGGGGUUUUUCCUAGUGCAGACAAAGGAAAUGUCAAUGAAAGCGGAAGAUGCUCAACGGGUUUUCCGAGAAAAGGCAUCUGACUAUUUUCUUCUCCUGAACAAAGGUCCUGUGAUUGCCUUGGAAUUUAAUGGAGAUGGUGCUGUAGAAGGAUGUCACCAUAUUGUAAAUGAGAUAUUCAAUGGGACAAAGAUGUUUGUAUCCGAAAAGAAGGAGACAGCAUCUGGAGAUGUUGACAGCUUCUAUAACUUCGCUGAGAUACAGAUGGGGAUUUGAAGCGGAUUGUGGUUCUACAAGCACAAUAAGAACAUUCGGAGCAUUGGAACAAGCAGAAAUGACAACGCAAUAAUAAAAUUACUUCCUGUUGGAUAA
Cricetulus griseus (Chinese hamster) is the source of this 1330-nucleotide messenger RNA. NCBI's taxonomy places the organism in Eukaryota, Metazoa, Chordata, Mammalia, Rodentia, Cricetidae. The record is from RefSeq and is a predicted model, not a curated record.